This is a messenger RNA of Photinus pyralis (common eastern firefly), 2264 nucleotides long. RefSeq names its product cystinosin homolog. The transcript is spliced from 9 exons. Gene Ontology annotation, cellular component: lysosomal membrane. Gene Ontology annotation, biological process: L-cystine transport. Bases 941 to 2059 code for a protein of 372 amino acids. The record is from RefSeq and is a predicted model, not a curated record. Gene Ontology annotation, molecular function: L-cystine transmembrane transporter activity. NCBI's taxonomy places the organism in Eukaryota, Metazoa, Arthropoda, Insecta, Coleoptera, Lampyridae.
CUUUUGCUCUCGCUGUCCCCGCAGCUAUUUUUGGUUCCAUAUUAGUAGUAGGUAAUUUGAUCCCAUUUUUUUGAGAUGACUGGACCGUUGCAUUCGAAAUAGUGAUGGUGUAGCAAGAAUUGCUACCUUCAAGGAGGUUCAUCAAAAGCAGUUUCCCAAGGCAUUAGAAGUCGUUUAAGCACAUUCGUUCUCUAAUCGCAAAGAGAUGUACCCUACCUACCGGUGGAAUGUAUUAUUCCAAUUCAUUUUCCUAUUUGAAAGAUAUUGAGACGCAUCAAAAACGAAUGCCAAUCGCAGAUUUUCCAAAAACAGAAACAAAUCUUCUAAUUGGGUACCGUUUUGACGUCACGUCCCUUUAAAGGGUAAAUGACUAACACAAUUGACGCGCGUAUUUUAUGUUUAAAUGAAUUGGUACCGAGCACAUAUGUGGCAACAACCUUGAAUCUUAAACACAGAUGUUCUGGAUGCUGGUCAAAUCCUUAAGUGAGUGCGUGAUUAAUAAACAGACGCGGGGGCGAACGCGAAAGCCGAAUUUUACUAACCAGUGUGGCCCUUCCCAAAAAUGAUAGUUUCAAAACGGCGUUUAUGUAAAUACUGAGUGAUUAUAUGCAAAUUAUACUCAAUGUCUCACGUGUUCGCCUCUAAGUAGAACUAUUCGAGUCAAUUUAUAGGAACAGUGUUAGUCGGCCGGUUUACUAAAUGAAAUGAUUAUAGUUACGACCGUAUUGAAUAAUACGGUUGAAGUGUGCAAAUCACAGAUCAUUGCAAAAAUUGUAUAAAUUAACUUCCUCCUCUUCAGAUAAGACUAUACCUAAUGGUACAUUCGAAAACGGAACGAGGUCCACUUCUGUUACAUUGAAGAAUUAUGGGUGGUUAAAAGGAGAUAAGAUUCGAAUUUCCGUUUUCGCCGAUUACACUUUAAAAAUAAUCACGCCAAAGAAUGGAGAGAAUAGAAGACUUUGCAAUGAAAAGUUUGUUACUGCUAACGCUCGUCACAUUUGUGCAAUCGAUAUCGUUUUGUAAUUUCACAUUAUCCUCCGACAGUCUUCUGCUCGAGCUGCGAGAGGAUCACGGCGUUGAUCUCGAAGUAACUUGCUUUAAUGAGACGGACGAGUAUAACACGAUAUUAGAAUUCUUGAUCCAAAAUAAGGACAUCGUGAAUGUCGAACCGCCAAUUUUGCUUGUCGAUCCCGUAAACAGUACGCAUCAGUUUUUCAUCGAAGCUGCCUCCGCUGGACAUACAGAAGUUGUCAUAUCGACGGUCGAUAGUGCUAUCAAAUUCAAGCCGCUGUGUCUUAUUGUAAACGUCUUCAAACACCAUUACUUAGACAUUUUAUCCAAAGUUUUUGGAUGGAUAUACAUUCUCUCAUGGGGUGCCUCGUACUAUCCACAGAUAUACCUCAACUACAAAAGAAAAAGCGUGGUCGGCUUAAACUUUGACUUCGUGGCUCUCAACAUCGUCGGUUACUGCAUGUACGGCAUCUUCAUCCUGAGCGUGUUCUUCGUCGAUGAAAUACAGGAUGAGUACUUCCACAGACACCCCAGGGGAUUAAUUCCAGUAAAGGUGAACGAUGUAGUUUACAACAUCCACGGCAUUUCGGCGCUGGUCGUCACCGUAAUCCAGUGCUUCGUGUACGAAAAGGGAAAUCAAGUCGUCACCAUGUUCGGACGGAUAACGCUGGCGCUGAUCUUCUUAUUUUCGUUCAUCAUCGUAAUAUUAGCCGGAUCAAACGUGAUCGAAUGGCUCGACUUUCUUUAUUACUGUUCCUAUAACAAAGUGAUAAUAACUGCCCUAAAGUAUAUUCCUCAAGCCUACAUGAAUUUUAAAAGGAAAAGCACGCAAGGUUGGAGCAUUGGGUUGGUACUACUGCAGUUGAGCGGCGGAAUUUUCAGCGUGUUGCAAAUGAUAUUAGAUUCGUACAACUACAAUGACUGGGUGUCGAUCUUUGGAAAUCCAACAAAGUUCCUAGCGGGAAUGUUGAAUAUACUGUUUCCAAGUUUCUUUGUCGUACAGCACUACAUUCUGUAUAGGCCUAGGCCCAUUAUAAGUAAGGUCUGAAGUAUUUUCUUCGUAGAGAAUGAAGAAUAUGCUAAUUAGUUAUUAUUUUUUAUACGCCAGUUUGUGAUAGUUGUAAAUAUUUUGUUACAAACUAUUAAAUCUAUUUAUAGAGAGAAGUAUUCAAAAACAAAUCGAUUUUGUUACAUAAAAGAAAACGUUAAUUCGAAUAAAUCAGUGACAUGAACAUAAAAAUGUAAUACGAUGA